AUGAAAAUUACUAAAACGAUACCUUCUAUAUUGAAGUACUUUUCCUUUCCUCUCUUGCUUUUCGUCUUUCUCCAGAAUCACCGCUCCCAAGCCUUACUUGCUACCACUGCCGUUGUCUCCUCCGGUGACCUCAAAAUUAGACGUGGCUACACCACCUACGACGCCUACAUCCAACGCCAACUCAACAAAACCCUGAAUCCGAAACUACGAAAAAUAUGGACGACGCGUGAUUGGGACCGCAAGGUCAACGUCUUCUCCAGAUUCUUCAAAGAACUGAUGGACGAGAACCUGUUAUCCAAAUCCUCGAAAUCUCUCUCCAUCGGCGCCCGCGUCGGCCAAGAGGUGGCGGCUCUCAAACUCAUUGGCGUCUCCGACGCCGUCGGCAUGGACCUCGUCCCUUUCCCGCCGCUCGUCGUGAAAGGUGACUUCCAUAAUCAACCUUUCGACAACGACACAUUCGAUUUCGAGUUCUCCAACGUCUUCGACCACGCGCUUUACCCGAAAAAGUUCGUUGCGGAGAUCGAACGGACACUGAAGCCUAACGGUGUCUGCGUUUUACACGUGGCAUUGUCGACACGAGGAGAUAAGUACUCGGCUAACGAUUUGUAUAGCAUUAAACCGUUGACUAAGCUUUUCCGGCGAUCGGAUCUGGUUCGUGUACGUAAAGUUGACGGAUUCGGGUUGGACACCGAGGUUGUCUUUCGUAAGAAAAAAAAAUGA
This is a messenger RNA of Hibiscus syriacus, 720 nucleotides long. RefSeq lists its product as uncharacterized. Gene Ontology annotation, molecular function: S-adenosylmethionine-dependent methyltransferase activity. NCBI's taxonomy places the organism in Eukaryota, Viridiplantae, Streptophyta, Magnoliopsida, Malvales, Malvaceae. The transcript has 2 exons. The record is from RefSeq and is a predicted model, not a curated record. Bases 1 to 720 code for a protein of 239 amino acids.